CAGUAUAAAUGGACAGCAGUAAUAAUGUGGCUCCGUAGCGAAAAGCGAAAUAGAGGUUUUCAUAAAUUCUCUCUAUGCACCAAGACGACAAGAAAAACUUUGAGAAAGACUGGAUGGGCACCCAAAGCACGAACUGUCUCUUUAUAUACAAGCUGUAUCAAAACUUCAAGGAAGAAGCUGCACAAGAAAAAAGAGGUUUCAUUAACCAAUACAGUCACUGAAGAAUGCAAAGAAAACUAUCAAGUUCAAGUAGUUCCUGAACUAUAUGAAGAACCAAGCAAAGCCAUUGUAGAACCUUUGAAUGAUGCACCUCCACUUAAUAAUAUGUCAUCCCUAAAUGAAUGUUACAGUUACUUUGAUACCACAAUUUCAGGCACUAGUUCUUAUGAAGCACCACUCGAAACUGCAAAUACAGAUCUUCCAAAUGAAAUUGAAUAUUCAACAAUUGAAUUGAGCUCUGGAGAAGCAUACCCAGAAAGUUAUCCAGAUAGAAUGCAAUUUCACGUUACUGACAAAAAGUCAUGUGAAUAUCAAAAAGAUAAAUACAGCUUUGGGGUUGUCACAGAGAAAAUGUGUGAGAGCAUGUACUAUGAGUAUGCUCCGCCAAGAAAUGAAUAUCCAGAUCUACAAAUUGACAUUGGCGAUUUGAGUAAUGUUACCACACAGGAAUUUUCGAAUAUGCUUGAUGAAGAAAUUUCUAAAAACGUCAACAUCGCAAAUGUUGUGUAUGACUACACAACACUUUAUCCUCCAAAUAUACCAGAUAAUCACAUGAUAACUAGUGUUGGUCCCCAAGAGGUGGAGAGAUUAGAUAGGCAGCCAGAGCAUGUUGAGGUUGAGGAUACGUGGGAUGCUUUUGAUCCAUAUCUGUUCAUCAAGCACUUGCCUCCUUUGACAUUUGAGAUGAGAUCAAAGUGUCCAGCAUUGCCUCUGAAGACAAGAUCCAGUCCUGCAUUCAGUUUGGUUCUGGAUCUUGAUGAAACAUUGGUUCACUGCAGUCUACAAGAACUCAAAGAUGCCAGCUUCCACUUCCCAGUGCUUUUUCAAAAUUGUUCCUACACGGUUUACGUAAGAACUCGACCAUACUUCAGAGAAUUCAUGGAGAAAGUUUCACAGAUGUUUGAAGUAAUUUUGUUCACUGCUUCAAAGAGAGUUUAUGCCGACAAGCUUCUGAAUCUGCUGGACCCAGAGCGGAAGUGGAUCAAAUAUCGGCUUUUUCGCGAACAUUGUGUCUGCAUUAAUGGAAACUACAUCAAGGAUCUGUCCAUUCUCGGCAGAGAUUUGUCCAAGACCAUCAUUAUCGAUAAUUCGCCUCAGGCCUUUGGCUACCAUCUCAACAAUGGCAUACCAAUUGAAAGUUGGUUUGAAGAUAGAAGUGACUCUGAACUCAUGAAGUUGUUACCAUUUUUAGAAAAUCUUGUUGAAGUGAAAGAAGAUGUGAGACCUCUUAUUCGGAACAAGUUUAAGCUUUUUAGUUACCUACCUCCGGAUUAAACACUGCUACAUGGACAAUCUCGUAAAAAGUUUUAAUACUCUAGACUUUUCAUUAUUCUGUAAAAGUUAAAGUACUGACUAACCGGAAUCUCAUAUCGCGUGCCUUUUUCGAAAAAAAAUAAAAUAAAAUUGUUUAUGAAAUUAUGCCAGCAUAGUAAAAU
This is a messenger RNA of Phaedon cochleariae (mustard beetle), 1655 nucleotides long. The record is from the annotation of a GenBank genome assembly. NCBI's taxonomy places the organism in Eukaryota, Metazoa, Arthropoda, Insecta, Coleoptera, Chrysomelidae.